AUGGUUACAGCCGAUAUCCCAAAAUCCGUCAUACAAAAGUUGAUGAUUUUCACAGCACUAAUGAUAAUAGUGCCGCUUGUUACGUUCUUUACAGUACAAUAUUUCACACCCAAUAGUAUAAUAAGUGGUGGAUUGAGUGCGUUAUCAGCAAAUAUUGUUUUAAUUGGGUAUAUUGUUGUUGCAUUCACUGAAGAUACAUCAUCACUACAAUACGAAUCGGAAAAGGAAAAAAAGGUUGAUUAA
Messenger RNA from Lodderomyces parapsilosis, 243 nucleotides. RefSeq lists its product as uncharacterized. The coding region runs from base 1 to 243 and encodes 80 amino acids. Lineage: Eukaryota; Fungi; Ascomycota; Pichiomycetes; Serinales; Debaryomycetaceae. Gene Ontology annotation, biological process: vacuolar proton-transporting V-type ATPase complex assembly. The record is from RefSeq and is a predicted model, not a curated record. The transcript is spliced from 2 exons. Gene Ontology annotation, cellular component: endoplasmic reticulum membrane.